Molecule: messenger RNA, 1464 nt
Organism: Moesziomyces antarcticus
Lineage: Eukaryota; Fungi; Basidiomycota; Ustilaginomycetes; Ustilaginales; Ustilaginaceae
Exons: 5
Coding region: 1-1464 (487 amino acids)
Source: RefSeq, a predicted model, not a curated record
AUGACGAAGCAUUCGAGCUACGAGUACACGUCGCACCGCGUCGUGCGGAAGGACAAGUCCGAGCAUGAGAAAAGGACUGAGGUCGAAGCGGCAUUCAAGCGUAUCAGCAAGGGACCUACUUUCGUGAACAGGGUCCGACUUCUCGCCGACAGUCUCGAUGCCAUUGUCAAAAGUCUCGACGGCUUCGCUGCCGAGCUCGAGGAGCACAACAAGCUGAGCGUCGCCAAGGUCAAGAAGCUGCGAGAGCCCAUGCGCAUCACCGAGGAGAGCACCACUCGACUCGCUGCAGAAUUGGUAGCGUCGAUCCACCGCGAGAACAAGAUGUCGACCGAGCUGCACGUCAAAGGCAGCAUCACUGCAUCACGACCCGACUCGACAUCCGCCAGUCUCCGCACCCGAACCCCUCGCAUCGCAAGUCCAACGCUUUCCUUCUUCCGCUCUCUCGCCAUGCCGCCUAUCAGCAACAUCGUCCAGCCCAGGCUGAGGGGGGCCUUAGUCCUGUCGCAGGAACAGAUCGACGAGUUCUUCGGCGAUCCCGCCAAGCUUCGACAGCGCCAACAAGCGCACGACAUGUCCCCCGCCUCCCCCGGUAGGCCUGAGGCACGCGGCAUCGUUGCCCCGCGUGCUCUUCAGCAUGCAUCUUCUUCCGAAUCCGCCUCUCGGGAUGGCGAGAGCCCCAUCGAGGUGAUCAACCCUUUCACAAAGCACUCGGACCCCUUCACGCUUCACGGAACGACCUACUGGAACUACAUGGUGACUCCGCCGCUGUACUACGUCUCCAGGUACCCGUGGGAGGGAACGUUCCGCUUCAUCUGCAAGAUCACGGAGGCCAAUGUGGCCAGGACGUACCCACAGACGGUGCGGGAGAAGAUCACGGUGUCCUUCGAUGACGACUUCGACAUGAAAGUCUGGGCCUGCGCAGGUUCGCAGCUCUACAACGCUCUGGGAUUGGAAUGCCAGCUGUUCAGACGGGGUACUCUCGUUGUUCUGGAGAACGUCGAAGUGGUUUGGAACAGGAACGAGAAGGUGAUCGUCUUUGGAAUCGGCUCGAACAUCGCGCGCCUCGACGACAGCGACAAAUACGGACCGACUUGGCGUGACGUGGAAGGGGCUCUCGAUAUCCUCAAGCACUAUGGCAAGCAUCUCAAUCGGCAUCAGCCCCCCGACAUCGCUUUGCGCAGGCUCAUGCGAGCCGUGUUUCUGUCGUCGGAGCAGAUCGAGGAGAUCUUCAACGACCCCGCCAAGCUCCAGCAGUGCAGGCGAGCAUAUUUGGCAUGUCCCGCCGGACGUAUGGCCGUACCUCGUAACUACCGUCGAGUGGCCCCACAGGAGUCGAGCACGUCCGGCCCCGCUGGUACAGGCGAGGAGCCUCAAGACGAGUCCGACACGGUGCAAGACGACGACGCCAACAAUGCCAUCUUGGUCUCGCUGUUCGACCGCAUCGACUUUUCCGACCGCGCAUGA